AUGGCCGGCAACAACGACAUCGCCGCCGCCCAGGGCAACAACGACCGCCCUAGAAUCCGAAUUAAGCUUCUACCUCGCGGCUCUCGAUCAUCAUCCGCAUCAAGCUCAAAGUCGCCCACCGAAGACGAUCAAAAGGUCCUUGAGACCGCUGCUGUUUUGGCGGCCAUGAAGCACCAAACGAUUCCGGAGGAAAGCUCCCUGACUGUUUCUCCGGUCAGCGCAAACAACUGUUCUUCUUCCCCCGAGCAGAAGCCCUCCAAGAACCCUUCUCCAAACAACUUUUCCGACAAGAAGAAGAAGAAGCCUGCCGCGACCGCCAAGACCAAAACCUCCAAGAGGCGUAACAGCGACAUGUCUGACAACUGGCCCCCAUGCCCCAUCACCAACCCCGAUCCCUCUGGCAUCGCCCUCUGGCGCCAGGGAUGCGAGGCCGUCCAGCGCCCCGACGGCUCCGUUGACGGCCUCGAUGUCGUCAACUGGAUGAUGACCCGACGUGGCGGUGUCGCCAACCCCUGGCCUCGCCUUGAAGAAAACCGGGCCGCCGUCAGAGCCAUGGGACGCCAGCGAAUCGAUCCCCUCAAGAUUCUCCAGCAGCAGGAAGAAGAAGCCGAGAUCGCUAGACUCAAGGAGGAGCGCCGCCAGGCCAACAAGCGUCGAUACCGCCCACGAGGCCAGAUUGCCAAGGAGAAGGCCGAACGUGCUGCCGCUGCCGCCAAGAAGGCCAAGGAGGAUGCCCAAGAGCAGGCUCAAGAGGAGACCUCUGGUGCCAACAAGCGACCUCUGAACGACGAGACCGAGGCCGACAACGAGGAGCCUCAGGCGAAGAAGACGAAGCUCGAUGUCGCCGCCUAG
Messenger RNA from Fusarium keratoplasticum, 852 nucleotides. RefSeq lists its product as uncharacterized. The transcript is spliced from 2 exons. The coding region runs from base 1 to 852 and encodes 283 amino acids. The record is from RefSeq and is a predicted model, not a curated record. Lineage: Eukaryota; Fungi; Ascomycota; Sordariomycetes; Hypocreales; Nectriaceae.